AUGAUAUUAUUUCCACUUCCUGCUCAGUCUACAUGGAUUUACAAUGAAGUUUUCCCCAAAGAUUCCGUAGUCACCUCAUUAUCCACCUCACCAGCCCGAAAAGGCGCCAAGAAACUCCCCAACAACCUUCCUGAAUCAGUUCUGAGAAUCCUUGACCCCAGGAAGUAUUACAACCAUAUUCUGGUAAUUUGUAGUCAUUUCUCAUCGGUACUAUAUCAUGUUAGCUCUGGCAGAAUCUUUCUUCGUUACACACUUAUGAAAACAAGACUCACAUCUAGCCAUAACCACUCGAAUCCCUUCAAUCAUUUCUCUAGCCGGGGCGUCAAGUCCAAUCCUCUCCGUCGCCAAGUUCCCCCGUACGAAAGGAUUUAUUCCUCCUUUGCCAGGCUGAGAAGUCCGGUAUAUCGCAUGAAAAAGAUAUUUCAGCUGCGCAAAUGGUAUAUCAUCGAGAUCUUGACAAACUUGCUUCGCGGUCUCCUGUUCGGUAA
This is a messenger RNA of Hymenoscyphus albidus, 488 nucleotides long. Lineage: Eukaryota; Fungi; Ascomycota; Leotiomycetes; Helotiales; Helotiaceae. The record is from the annotation of a GenBank genome assembly.